Molecule: messenger RNA, 2835 nt
Organism: Argentina anserina (silverweed cinquefoil)
Lineage: Eukaryota; Viridiplantae; Streptophyta; Magnoliopsida; Rosales; Rosaceae
Biological process (GO): proteolysis
Cellular component (GO): chloroplast envelope
Molecular function (GO): aspartic-type endopeptidase activity
Source: RefSeq, a predicted model, not a curated record
AUGGCGACGCCAUAUCAUUCGCUUUCCACCAUCACAACUUCCAUUGUCAUACUGUCCCUCUUAGUUCUCUCUGACGCACGAGAUAAUGUCCCUCGCCAUGGCGGUGUAAUUGGCCUCAACAUGAUCCAUCGUGACGCUCCAUCUUCUCCCUUCUACAAUGCUUCGUUAACUAAGUGGCAACGAGUAAGCAAUGCCUUGCGACGUUCGCACGAUCACAUCAACCAUCUCUUCCCAUCAGAAGCCGAAUCAUCUGAUCAUCUAAUCUACAGACCAGGACCAGGAUCAGGAUAUGGAGAGUACCUGCUGAACAUAUCCAUCGGUACACCACCAAGACCUUUUAUUGGCAUUGUUGACACUGGAAGCGAUAUCACAUGGACACAAUGCAUGCCUUGCAUAGAAUGUUUUAAACAAUACCUUCCUAUCUUUGAUCCAGCUGCUUCAUCAACUUAUAGAGUUCUCUCGUGUAUGUCCGACGAAUGUAAGUUGGUAAACGAAGCCGCGCCUUGUUCCAGUAAUUCAAGCUUUUGUGUCUAUGAAGCUUCAUACGGCGACGGGUCUUAUUCCACAGGAAACUUGUCCCUUGACACCGUUACAGUGGAUUCCACUUCCAUUCCCAACACUAUAUUUAGUUGCGGACAUCAUAAUGGAGGACAGUUCACUGGGAUUGAGUCGGGAAUUGUUGGACUAGGACGUGGCAAUGCGUCGUUCAUCUCCCAGAUAGGGGAGUUUGUUGGCGGGAAAUAUUUCUCUUAUUGCUUGGAUCCUAGUCCAAUCUCAUCAAGCAAGAUAUAUUUUGGUCGACUCAAUACCUCAUCAGGUGCUGAAGUGCUCACCACCCCUUUGCUUACGUAUGGCUAUAUCGCCUCGAGAUAUUACCUUGAGCUUCAAGGCAUUAGUGUUGGAGCCACCCGUUACAAUGCCACACAUGAUGAUGAAGAUGAUCCAGAUGGCAGCAGGGCCUUCAAGGGUAACAUCAUCAUUGACUCAGGGACUACCUUAACAUACUUGCCGGAGACUUUGUACGACGAUUUCGAAUCAGCAAUCAGAGAGGAACUUAAAGAUCGAGAUCUGAAGGUGAUGCAAAAUCCGACUAUUUCGUCACUUUGUUACUUGACCAGAUAUGAUAUUCUUCCCGGCCCCAAUGUCACUUUCCAUUUUAACGGAGCAGAUGUGAAGCUAAAAUAUGGCAACAUUUUUGUAAGGGUGGAUGAUGAGACUGUUUGCUUAGCAUUCUCCAGUGGGAGCUACACGGGUAUCUAUGGGAAUUUUGCACAGGCAAAUUUCCUGGAGCCACAAAAGUCUCUCUUUGAAAUCCGUCCAUGGCUACCUACUUCAUCACUCUUUCGCCAAACCCUUGCCGUCGUCUCCAUUUCAAACCUUAACUCUUACCUGAUCGUUUCCAAACCCCACCUUUCCCGUCCCUUGCUUGCCUCUAAAUCUAGGGUUUCUGCACCGGUUGUCAGAGCUGGCAUUGCCGCGAUCAGGCCCGGCGGCGCCGUCGAGAGUGAUAGGCUGUCUUCCGAUGUGAGAAAGCGACCAAUGGAAGCUGUGGACGCUUGUGGAAGAAGAGUCACUGUUGGUGACGUGGCGGGUAGAGCUGGGCUUAAGCUCAAUGAGGCUGAGAAAGCUUUGCAAGCUCUCGCUUCUGACGCUCAUGGCUUCUUGGAGGCCUCCGACGAAGGCAAUGUGCUCUAUGUUUUCCCUGAAGAUUAUAGAGCAAGACUUGUAGCCAACUCGUUUAUACUGAGAGUUGAGCCGCUGCUUCAGAUGGCAAAGGACGUGGGCGAGGAUUUAGCCAGGGUUGCAUUUGGUACUGCUCUGAUUUCUUCCAUUAUUCUUGUUUGGACUGCAAUUAUUGUUGCCCUUCUUGCCUUAGCUUCCUCUGGUGAAGGAAGUAAAAGUAACAGUAGUGAUGUAGAUGGGAAUUCUGGUGGUGGUGGAGAUUUUGAUUUCAGUGUCAAUUCUUCCUCGCAAGGUUCAGGAUCAUGUGUGAAUGACGUGUUUUGGUACUGGGAUCCCAGUUACUAUAGGAAGAGACAAGGACAACGAAAAACAGAUGCUGGCGAGUUGAAAUUUGAUGAAUCCGUUUUCUCAUUUGUGUUUGGCGAUAGUGAUCCAAAUACAGGAGUAGAAGAAAGGAGAUGGAAGACGAUUGGGCACUACAUAUCCUCUAAUGGUGGUGGUGUUGCAGCUGAAGAGCUUGCUUCCUAUCUUGAUAUAGAAACUUCAGGGGAAACACCGGCUCAUGACGCUUACAUCUUACCUGUCCUUUCACGGUUUGAGGGUCAGCCUUUAAUAGAUGAAGAGGGAAACAUUCUGUACCAAUUUCCAUCUCUACAACACACAGCUAAAACAAGAACAGUGACACCGUCUGUCAGAAAAUCUGGGAAAUUUUUGAGGGAGAAAUGGAAAUUCAGUAAAACUAGCAUUUCUAAGAGAGCAAUGGUCGUGGGAGUCGGUGCACUCAAUUUAUGUGGGGUUAUCAUUCUUCGAGACCUGUUAAAGGAUCCUGUAGUUGCACAAGAUGCUUUUAUCAAGUUUAUUACAAGCAUAUUUCCUGUACUUCAGAUUUAUGCUGGUUUCUUCUUUCUGAUUCCUCUGUUGCAUUGGUUUGUCUUGCUUAAGACAAACGCUGGCCUAAAAAAAAAAAAUCAAGCCAGGCUGCAGUUUGCCCGAGACAUUGAAUCGCUUAAUCCCUCAGUAAGACAAAAGCUCCGCAGUGCUCGGGAAAUGACUCAAAGAACUGUCAUAGGGCAGGACAAAAUUGUUUAUACCUCUAGCAAGGAUUUGGUUGAGCAAGAGUUGGAUUGGAGGUCUCGAAAAAUAGACAAGUGA